AUCAUAUGAUAGGGAGUCGAGCCCCGCCGCAGAAUACCGAUACAGCGGGCGGACGAGCGGAGGAGUCGGGGCGGAGGAGAGUUGAUGGUAAAUUUUUAAGCCGCUAAAGAAGUACGUGGAGUCGGUUAAAGUGCUUGCCUGUUGCACAACUCCCGCAAAAGGAACUUCUUUUCCAACUCCGGACAGAGCCGGGCAGAGGGGGGAACCGAGAGGGCGCACACACGAAAGGUUUAACCGAGGGAAAGUCGAAUUAACCGGAGCUGAGAUUUAUUUGACUUUUCCAUCAGACACAGAGGCGGUCAGCGGGUCGCAGCCGGUGGAAACCCCCGGGGGUCCUCGCACUACUUUUGCUUGGACUGUUUUUAAGUUGUUGUUGUUGUGUUUUUUUUUUUUUUUUUUUCUUUUUUUUUUUUUUUCCAGUUUUAUUUUAUUUUAUUUCUUUUUAGCUCUCACUUUACUGUUGAAGAAGAAGAGGAAGAAGUAGAAACCAUGGUUGGGGAGACAGAGGUGAAGGAGAGACCCAAGUCCAACCCGGACUAUCUAAUGCAGCUGAUGAACGACAGGAAGGUGAUGAGCUCCCUCCCCAACUUCAGCGGCAUCUUUACGCAUCUGGAGCGGCUGUUGGAUGAAGAAAUUGGCAGGGUACGCAAGGACAUGUACAAUGACACACUGAAUGGAGGCAUGUUCAACGGGCGGGACAUGGAGGAGCUUCCUGAAGCCAUCGGUCCUGUGGCUCAGCUGCAGGAGAAGCUCUACGUACCGGUCAAAGAAUACCCCGAUUUUAACUUUGUCGGGAGGAUUCUGGGCCCUCGUGGACUGACAGCCAAACAACUGGAGGCAGAGACCGGCUGCAAGAUUAUGGUUCGAGGCAAGGGCUCCAUGAGGGACAAAAAGAAGGAGGAGAUGAACAGAGGGAAGCCUAACUGGGAGCACCUCAGCGAGGACCUCCACGUACUGAUCACAGUGGAGGACACACACAACCGGGCGAAGAUCAAACUCCAGCGGGCCAUCACCGAAGUCAAGAAACUUCUAGUGCCCGCUGCGGAGGGGGAGGACAACCUCAAGAAAAUGCAGUUGAUGGAGUUGGCCAUCCUCAAUGGAACCUACAGAGACGCCAAUGUCAAGACGCCCACCGCCGCCUUCCCUCUAGCGACCCCUCAGGCACCUCGAAUCAUCACAGGCCCCACGCCCGUCCUGCCUCCUACCCUGCGUAACCUGCCCCUCACCACGCCGACCAUCAUGCCUCUGAUUCGUCAGAUCCAGAGCUCCACCCUCGUGCCGGGAGGCAAUCCACACCCGGCACUGGUUCAGCAAGGGCCCGAAUCUGGGAUUAUCUACACACCCUACGAGUAUCCCUACACGCUCACACCCUCCAUAUUGGAAUAUCCCAUCGACUCAACUGGAGUAUUAGUCCCCUCUCCGUUUGUUUUCACAGCAGGUGCCAUGACCACUAAGGUACGACGCCACGACAAGAGAAUCCAUCCUUACCAAAGGGUAGUGACCACAGACAGAGCUGCCACGGCAACUAACCCAUGACCCCUUGACCUUCUGACCUUUCCGCCCACUGAUGACCCACCCAUCUCUGCCCCUGCUGGCGUGCUCAUUGGCAACGGCCCCCCCCGACACUUCCCCCAGCUCAGCCAACCAGAGACCAGCACAUUGGGAACAACCCUGGGCUGCUUCUGUCUAACCAACCAACCAGAUGACAGCGAUCACAGGAAUAAACCUCAGGAUCCCUGCCCAUCACAGAGUCCUAACUUUUACCAGACGUGCCUUCUUUUUCUUAAAGCUCCAAAGUUAGGCUGAAAAACGUUGUUUAUUCCGAUUUGACAGUCAGAGCCCUAAUCCUUUAUGCCCCGUACAGGUGAAGGGCUCCCAAUCAGUUUGUGACUGUGCCAAACGUCUCUCUGAGCUGCCCCACCCUCAGUCAUAUGAUGCAAUAAUAAUGAUGCUAAUAUUAGCAUGGUAACAAUACUGAUUAUAAACGUACUUAUCCAGCACACAAACCUUCCAUAAACACUAAACUACAAGCAACAUCUUGAUAAUUUUAAUCAUUUUUCCUCACUGUGCACCUUUCAUGUCAUCUACAAAACUUUUCCACACAAGUAGGUUUAAGAUAACGUUUGUAGCAUUCCUCUCUCAUUCAUCAACCCCAAAACAUGCUAAAUGUAGCCCUAUAGACCAUGAAAUUCAGUGACGCACCCAAUUUAACUUUGUUUAUUCUCAUGUAGAAUGAGUCAGACUCUGAAAAAAGUUUUAUCUUUGCAACAGCGUGCAACCACAGAAAUAAUUAGACCAGAUGUCUCCAGUCUUAUGUAUUCAUCUGUCAUAAAUAAAAGUCAUCAAGACCAAAAUUGUGGGAGCCAAAUGGUAACAGAACUUGUCACUUAAAUACUGUCAAUGAUACACAGCAGGCAGCAGCACUUCCUUAAAAUGAAAGUCGAGAAUUCACUGUGGAUCCUCUGAAAAAAAAGGAAAAAAAAAAAAAAGAAUGUGAAACCCACAGCUGAUCGAGCCCCUUUUUGUCCGUAAGGUUGUUAAACUUUUCAACCCGCAGCUGUUUUCCAGCAAUGACAAUGUCCACUUCCUGUCAUGUGUGAGGUGCCAAAUAUCUCUUGGAUAUCAGGGCUCUCCUAUAACGCUCAUGUCAUAUCUGAGUGAAUCUAAAACGAACACACAUGUCCAAAAAUCACUGAAACAUAUCACACCUUUAAGAAACCAGACGGCUUUUAUAAUGAUAAUGUUUUGACUUUAAUGGGUUUAACUGAUGUUAACAUACACCUGCUGAAAUGUAACACGAAUAACUUCCAAAGAUAUGUUUUAAAUGCCACAUUUCACUUUUUAAAAAUGGUUUCGCAGCAUGAUUUCUUUUUCUCCUUGACUCACUCUGAUGUUCUGUUAAGUGAAAUGCCAAUGAAGAACCUUUUUCCCCACAAAGUGACAGGUGCCCGGUGAGGAAAAUAACCACCCGAAAUCCAAAAUGCCAAAGUAUCUCUGAGUUUUUUCUAAAACGGUGAAGCAUCUCGAUACUUGGCACGUAACCCUCUGAGUCGACAUAUAUAUAUAUAAAUGCCAAGUCUACACACAGACAGCGAAGGUUGCACUCCUUUUGUGUAAAUGUAGAGGACUGACACAACAAUGCCUUGCCUUUAUCACACUACAGUAUUGUAUGUGCUUGAACAACAGUGCCUUUAUUUAUUGAAAGCAGUGGAUUAAUGUUACACCUAAAUCUUUUUACAACUACAUCACGGGCUUGUGCCCAAGCAUGAAAUUUCAGUUUAUGCAGAUUAAUUAGGCCUGCAGAGAGAGGAAAUGCACUGCAGCCUGAUUGUCAGCUACACUUUUAUGGCUUUACAUCUAUAAUCUCUUCUCAAUUCAGACUUCAGUGCCAAAAAAAGUGGCAAAUUUUUGUCUUUUAAUUGGAAGUGUGAUGCAGUAUUGAGAGCUCCAGCUAAAUAUGUCUGAGAUGUUCAUGUGAGGUCUCACGAGGCCUCGGAAGAGCAGUGUUAUAUUAUUUUAUCUCUUUUUGUUUGGUUCUUUGUGUUUGUUUGUUUGAGGAAUUUGUCCAUGGUAUAUUUUUGCAUGUGUAUCCGCUUUUUUUUUUUUUUCCAGAGCACAUACAGUGAAUCUCUGAAGAGUUACUUUUUGUAUGAUAGAGAGAUCCAUGGUUACACAUAAACACAAACCAACUGAUGCCUUCAUAAAAAAAACAUAACAUCUGUAACAAGUUUAUAAUGUAUUUUUAUAUUCUAUUUUGUACGUGAAAAUAACAUUAAAUGACCUUUUCAGAUAAGAACAUUUAUGCCUUAUUAUGGGGAAUAAUUUGAUGAUUUCAUGUCCAUUAGUAAUCAUGUCACAUGUCCUGAUAACCUGGAGUCUCUGAUGUUUUCUGUAUUAACUUGAGCCUUUGAGAUACAGUAAGCAUUGCUUGCCUUCUGUGCCUUUUGUAUAUGAGUGUGACAAUUAACAGUGUAGUACAACAUUAAUCUACUCUUCAAGUGUAGGUUACUAACGUCUGUGAUUAUUAACAACUUUAAUGGUAUCUGUCUGCUUUUGAUCCUUUUAAAUAUACAUGUGUGUCUAAAAAAAAUGAAAGAACGAUAUAUGUUGAACAAUGAACUUUUAACUUUUAAAAAGGUAUUCUGAGCAAGAAUAACUCUUUGUACUGGAAGGCAUUUUAGCACACUAUUAAACUCAUAGUUGUAAAACUAA
Messenger RNA from Sphaeramia orbicularis (orbiculate cardinalfish), 4212 nucleotides. It is a transcript of the gene qki2, whose product is annotated as QKI, KH domain containing, RNA binding 2. Gene Ontology annotation, molecular function: mRNA binding. Gene Ontology annotation, cellular component: nucleus. NCBI's taxonomy places the organism in Eukaryota, Metazoa, Chordata, Actinopteri, Kurtiformes, Apogonidae. The record is from RefSeq and is a predicted model, not a curated record. Gene Ontology annotation, biological process: regulation of mRNA splicing, via spliceosome.